UGAAGAUUCUUUUACAGGUAGGAAUUAUCUAGUUUUACAGUUAUUAUAUUUAAUAAUAGUACAGACCAUAGCAUUUCUAUUAACAAAAUAAUGUAUUAAACUGGUGUUGCGUAAAUUUCUGCCCUCAAUCUAUCAACAAGUUAUGUUAACAGGCUUUAUUUGAUUUUAGCGUCUGCUGUCACAUCAUAUCAACACAUUUUGUUUUUGCUGAUAAUUUGCCAACAUUAGUAGAUUAACAUAUUUUGUAGUCUUUUUGCUGAUCGUUAACAGUCAUUUAGCAAAAAUCAAUUUGUCAGAUUUGAAUAAAUUUUGAUGUCAACUUGGCGAUAUUUUAUUAACAAUUUGUUUAUUGGAAUCUUUAUGAAGUUUCACUUCUUAAUUGAAAUAUUUCUGAGAUACCUCUAAAAAUUUCGACGUUGUAUGAGAUGCUAUUUUCAAAAUUACAAUUACGUGUCUAUUAUGUCUAAUAUUUUAUUAAAUAUAUAUUAAUCAAUUAACAAAGAUAAGUCAUUCCACGUAAGAGUGAUAGAGAUAUAAUUUUUCUUUUAAUUAUCUAUUGAUUAAAAAAAAGAAUGCUGAAAGAGAAAGUGACCCGACCACAACACAUCUCUGGAACAGGUAUUCAAGCCAAAUUCGUUUGAAAUUCGGGUCAUUUUAUACUGGAGGGAGAAGAAUUCACUUCAGUGGGGGACAUUCAACGUAGAUCGGGUCUCGCGACCUUCUUCGCUCGCGGUACACAUCGUUUUCAGUAACGGUGCAUCCAUGAAACGUUACUGAGUCUUGGCAUCCUUUGUCUUCGCAUAGUGUGUAUGUGUAUGUAUGUGUGUAUGAGUGGAUUAUUGUCAACUGAAAAUUCUAAAGUUGUCUCCGCGAAGAAUAGAUUCGGACGGUACUACCUUUUAAAAUAACGAGAAUGAAACUGCCGCUACGACUUUGUGACGAGACGCGGCACCGUUCGUUGCGGUUUUGCGAAUCGUUUCUUCGGAAGAUCGUUUCUCGGGGUUUCUGCAGCGAGACGAUCACGUCCUCCGAAUGUCCUCAUGCGUCGUCAUCGUCCUCGGGAAUCGCGUCCUCGUCUGUUAGACCUUACGAUGAGGUGCCAGGCCCGCGGCCGAUACCGAUCUUAGGCAACGCCUGGCGGUUGUUGCCGCUGAUCGGCCAGUAUCAGAUUUCUGACGUCGGAAAGAUCUCGCAGAUGUUCUACGAAGAAUACGGCAAGAUUGUGCGGCUGAGCGGUCUCAUAGGCCGGCCCGAUCUGCUCUUCGUCUAUGAUGCUGACGAAAUCGAAAAGGUGUACCGGCAAGAGGGCCCGACGCCUUUCAGACCUGCCAUGCCCUGUCUGGUGCACUAUAAGAGUAUGGUACGCAAGGACUUCUUCGGCGAUUUACCCGGCGUUGUUGGCGUACAUGGCGAGCCGUGGAAGGAAUUUCGUACACGCGUCCAGAAACCUGUUCUUCAGCCGAAGACGGUACGAAAAUACAUAACACCGAUUGAAGUGGUUACAGAGGAUUUCAUAAGGAGAAUCGAGAAGAUUAAGGGGGACGAUGGUGAAUUACCCAGCGAUUUCGAUAACGAGAUCCAUAAAUGGGCCUUGGAAUGUAUUGGCCGUGUGGCACUCGACGUCAGACUCGGGUGCUUAGGUGAGACAUUAUCAUCGGAUUCCGAGCCUCAAAAGAUUAUUGAUGCCGCCAAAUUCGCAUUGAGAAAUGUCGCCUCGCUUGAACUUAAAGCUCCGUACUGGAGGUACAUCCCGACGCCCCUUUGGAGCCGUUACGUGCGCAAUAUGAACUAUUUCAUCGAGAUAUGCAUGAAAUACAUCGACGCGGCAAUAGUUAGGCUUAAAAACAAGAAAGUUGUGGACGAGAGCGACUUGUCGCUCGUAGAACGAAUUUUGGCCAAAGAGACAGAUCCUAAGAUAGCUUACAUCUUCGCUCUCGAUCUGAUAUUGGUCGGCAUUGACACGAUAUCAAUGGCAGUAUGUUCGAUAUUGUAUCAAUUAGCAACUAGACCAGAGGAGCAAGAGAAAAUACAUCAGGAACUUUUGCAAAUAUUGCCAGAUCCAUCCGUUUCUCUCACAACGAGCCAUUUGGAUCAAGCAAUUUAUAUGAAAGCUUUCAUCCGAGAAGUUUUUAGAGUGUAUUCCACUGUCAUUGGAAACGGUAGAACGUUACAAAAUGACACCGUCAUCUGCGGCUAUAAAAUACCAAAAGGAAUUCAAGUUGUGUUUCCAACACUCGUCACCGGUAAUAUGGAGGAAUAUGUCGCGGACGCGAAGACGUUCAAGCCUGCGAGAUGGCUUAAAGAUUCCGAUAACGACAAUCUGCACCCAUUCGCGUCAUUACCGUAUGGUUAUGGAGCACGAAUGUGUCUGGGUAGACGAUUCGCGGAUCUCGAGAUGCAAGUGCUUCUUGCAAAGCUCCUGAGAUCGUAUAAACUGGAAUAUCAUCAUCAGCCGCUGAAAUACAAAGUCACAUUCAUGUACGCGCCCGAUGGAGAGCUCAAAUUCAAAGUAAUAAAAAGAUAGCGUUUUGCGCGUAUAAUUGAUGUAAAACAAAUUUAAAAUAACAUAUUAAAACAAAAUAUACUAUUUGAUGAAAAAAAUUAUACACAAGUUUAGACUAUCAAUUAUUGAAUUGUUAUAACUUCAUGAAAAAAAAUUAUAAGCUUCUACUUUAAAAUGACCUGAGGAAGAUUGUUGUAUGAUAUUUUAUGAAGAAGUUACAAGAGUUCAAAAAUCGACAGUCUGAACCUGUGCGUAAGUUGUUGUCAAAUAAUAUAAAUAUCUAAAAAUUUCCAGAUAAAUACUAAUUGUAAUUAAUACAUUAUAAUCAAUGUUUAAUUAUAUUACAAGAAGCAUAAUUCCAUUCAUAAAAAGUAU
Molecule: messenger RNA, 2878 nt
Organism: Monomorium pharaonis (pharaoh ant)
Lineage: Eukaryota; Metazoa; Arthropoda; Insecta; Hymenoptera; Formicidae
Gene: Cyp301a1
Product: probable cytochrome P450 301a1, mitochondrial
Exons: 10
Coding region: 914-2524 (536 amino acids)
Molecular function (GO): oxidoreductase activity, acting on paired donors, with incorporation or reduction of molecular oxygen; heme binding; monooxygenase activity
Source: RefSeq, a predicted model, not a curated record